AUGGAUCAUAUCCAGGUUGUUCAGCAAGUCAUUGAAAGGCACUACAAGUACACCAUGCCUCUGUGCAUGGUUUUCAUUGACUACCAAAAGGUGUUCGACUCAGUAUUCCAGCAAGCAAUAAUCAUGGAGCUUUUUACGCUCCACGGUGUUCUCCUGUUUUUGGCUGCAUUGAGUGGCUGGGGUCGCUUGUCGCCCAGCGGAGAUGGAAGACCUUGUAAUGCUACCUUACAAGCUGUUUGUGGAGAUAAGUGUAUUCCUUUCUCAUGGCUUUGUAAUGGAGAACAAGAUUGCCCUGAUGGUUCAGAUGAACUUUGUGUGGUAGAAUGUGGUGGUGACCCAAAUGCCUGGCAAUGUGAAGAUGGAACAUGUAUUGCUGCUAAGUGGCAUUGUGAUGGUACCAGCGAUUGCCUGGAUGGCACGGAUGAAGAGAAUUGUGUAUGUGCAGAGAAAAAAAUUCCAUGCCAGAGCCACAAUCAAUGCAUCAAUCCAUGGGAUGUAUGUGAUGAUCAUGUGGACUGCAUAGAUGGCUCAGAUGAAACCAACUGCUCACCCAGUAGCUGCUUAGCUGGACAGUGGCAGUGUAAGAACAAAGUCUGUAUUAUGGAAGACUGGAAGUGCAAUGGCAUUGACAACUGUGGGGAUCACUCGGAUGAAGAGUUCUGUGCUCACUGCCCAGAAACAAUGUUCCAUUGUGAUCAAGGGAAAUGCAUUUUGGAAUCUCUAAUGUGCAAUGGUGGUGCAGAUUGCUUGGAUGGCACUGAUGAACCCCGGUCUUGUGGCAAAAAAUGCUCUCUGAAUAAUGGUGGCUGCAUGGAGAAAUGUACAGAGACAUUUUGGGGUGUCAAUUGUUCAUGUGCUGCUGGCUGGGAACUUCUUGCUGAUGGUCAAAACUGUUCAGAUAUUGAUGAAUGUGAAACAGCAUACAGUCCUUGUAAUCAAUUGUGCAAGAACACACUAGGUUCUUUUACCUGUGAUUGUGUUGAAGGAUAUGAACUCUUCAAUGGAACCAUUUGCAGUGUAAUAGAUGGUGAUACCAAAAUGCUACUAACUACGCUACAUCAAGGUCUUGUUCUCCUGGAUUUAAAGACGCACCACCUGGAGAUUCUAGUAUCUACAAAAACAAAACCUGUCUCUGUUGCUUAUGACCUGUUAAGGAGAAGCUAUUAUUGGGUUGGUGAAGAUAAAAAACUGCAUGUUUAUGUGUCUGGAAACAGUGAGAUGAUUCUUUAUCCAGAUGUCAGUGGUGUCAACAGCAUCUCUGUAGACUGGUUCACAGGGCAGUUAUACUGGGCCAGCCAUUUUCCUCGUGCCAUCUUUGCUGGUCUGAAUGACGGUAGGGGCUAUGUAAAGGUCUUAGAGAAAAAUCUGAUACCGGAGCAGCUGAUUACAUUUCCAGAAAAAAGAUACAUGUACUGGGUGAAUUGUGGUGAAAAGGACGGGGCUGUAAUAGAAGCCGCAGGGAUGGAUGGAUCAGACAGACAUGUGCUUGUGGUACUAAUUGCCGAAGAGCCUGUGGGAUUGACUCUUGAUUACAUCACUAAUAGACUCUAUUGGAUCAGUAUGUAUAAAAAGUCUAUUGAAACAAUAAAAGUAGAUGGUUCUGGAAGAUAUACUUUCCCUGAUACAAUCCUGAGAAAUCAGGAUCCCCGAGGACUUGCUGUAUUUGAAAAUCUGUUCUUCUGGAGCACUGCAACACAUUUGUAUUAUGCAUCUCGCACCUCUCCCGGUGUUGGUAUACUGCUGAACGCCUCGAUCUCUUCAUUCACAGUAUUGCAUGAGCUACAGCAGUCACUAAAUAACACAAAUGCAUGUUUACCAGGAGUGUGCAGCCACAUUUGUCUUUUGUCACCAGUUCAUCCCAAAGGCUACAAAUGCGCCUGUCCAAAGGAUACUUUUCUCCUAGCUUCUGGUGAAUGUGGAGAGUUGAAAGUUGUGUAUUCUACUGACCAUGAAAUUUUCCAAGUGCAUUUUGGACCAGAAGGCAUAGUUCAGCAGCAUCAACCCCUGAUACCUGAAUGGCCAGAAAUAAUCUAUUUUCAGGACAUGGAUUGGAAAAGAGGAUUCCUCUACUGGAUUGAUGAUAAAGGAGAACUGAUGCGCUACAAUAUAGCAACAAAGACAAAAUUAAUAAUUCCUACAAAUUCACCAGUCUGUGCAGCAACUGUUGAUAUACCAUCAGGAGAUCUUUAUUGGUUAACUUGCGACAGAACUAAAAUUAAGAUUACCACGUUUGUUGGCUUGGUGACAAAGAUCCUCUAUCAUGCAGCCCUCAAGAAUAUUAUAUGGCAGGUCUACCUAGACUGGCAUAGGGCAUCUCUCCUCUGGCUUGAAAGUAGCAAACGCAUCCAGUUCCACCCUCUGAAAAGUGGGCUAAUCAAGGAAGUGUGGAAUGAAACCUGGACAGAAGAUACUCCAUUAGUUCUGGAUAUAAGUUCAUGCAAUUUUUUCUGGACUUCAAAAGACAUGGUGCUUAAUGUACUGAAUGUCGUCACCCACCGGAAAUAUAAUCUGAAGCAGGACUGGACCCAUGGAGUGGCAGCUGCUUAUAGGCCUUACCUGGUCACAUUCAAUGACACAUCACUUACAAUCUGGAACAUGAAGUCAAUGAAGGCCUCCACUGUGCAAGUAGCUAAAGUAAAAAAGGCACUGUUCGUCUUUGACACAGAUUUGAAAAGUAGUAAGCAAAUUCCAGUGAAUACUGUAACGCAAGUGGUUCCUGUCUCAAAUCCAACUGUUAGAUUGCCUCAUACUACGACUAGAGCAGUUCCACAGACAAAAUUGAUGACAGUCGUGUCCAGGACUACAUCUACCACCUCAGCAAUGGCACCUAUUGUUCUCCAUACUACAUUUACUACAAAGGCCGAAGUUGUGACACGUCUGGUCUGUGGAUGGGCAGAAUUGCUUUGCAGGAACGAAAAAGAGUGUGUUCCCCACGAAUACAUUUGUGAUGGGGACCAAGAUUGUUCGGAUGGAUCUGAUGAAGAGGACUGUUCCCUGUUCUGUAAUAACCCAGGAGUCUUCCAGUGCCAGAGUGGCCACAGAUGUAUAAAUGAGAAGUACCAGUGUGAUGGGAUACAACAUUGCCCUGAUGGCUCUGAUGAAUCUAGCUGCUGGACGCCAACACCCCUCUGUGCUUUACGUUGUGAUGACAACACUCGCUGUAUGCCGGAGAGCUGGUUAUGUGAUGGGAACCCAGACUGCAAUGAUGAGGCAGAUGAAAAAAACUGUGCUGAGAUCAAAUGCGGUGAUCUGCACUUCCAGUGUAAAAGCGGGCAGUGUAUUUCUUAUUUCUUGCACUGUGAUGGAAAUUACAACUGCAAGGACCAUUCCGACGAAGAAGACUGCCCAGUCCCCAAACAAGUGCACUGCUACAAUGAUGAAAUCAAAUGCCAUGAAAGUGGAGAAUGCAUCCUAAAGCAAUGGCUCUGUGAUGGGGAUCUGGAUUGCAAAGAUGGGUCAGAUGAGCAGGACUGUGGAUUUCCAAAGAUACAUUGUGGUGCCCAUCAGUGGCAAUGUCACAACUCAUUAGAAUGCAUCCCAGAUCAAUGGAAUUGUGAUGGGGAACAUGACUGCAAAGACGGGACUGAUGAGAUUGGAUGUAAGCCCAGGAAAUGCCAUAGCUAUGAAUUUCAGUGUGGUGAUACCUGUAUCAAUUACACUUUGGUCUGCGAUGGGAAAUCUGACUGCCAAGAUGGAAUGGAUGAAGGCAGAUAUUGUGCCAUGCCAUGCCAAAAAUUGUGUGCUCACAUUUGUUACAAGUCUCCUAGUGGGCCUCAAUGCGCUUGCAAUGAGGGGUUCAACCUAAGAAGUGAUGGGCACUCUUGCAAAGACAUCAAUGAAUGCAAAGAGUUGGCAGUUGUUAAAUGUGGCCAGACCUGUGUCAAUACAGAAGGCAGUUACCACUGCACAUGCCACCCUGGAUAUUUACUGGAGCCUGAUAACCACACAUGUAAAGUAAUUGGUUCCGAGCCAUCACUGCUAGUUGCAGUUCAGUUUGACUUACUCGUAUUCGGAUUAAGGACCAUGAAGGAGGAUGUUAUCUUGAGAGUUGAUCAUGAUGUCAUUAUCUUUUCCAUUGACUACGAUUUUGUAUCACAGACAGUCUUUUGGAUGAAUCUCAAUGCAGAAAGUAUUAAGUGGAUUGAUAUGAAAACCAAGGAAAAGGGAACUCUAAUAAAAGGCAUCAAAUCUGACAGUAUAGCAGUGGACUGGUUAGGAAGGAAUCUUUACUGGACUGAUGGUACCUCGGGACAGAUCUUGGCUACAUGGUUAAAUAGCACUUGGAAGGGAAAUCCUGUCUAUACGGUGGUUCUUGAGGAUCUGGAGCAACCACGGUCAUUAGCUCUCCACCCACUGGAUAGAUUUAUGUAUUGGUGUGAAAUAAGCGUUGAAUCCAAAAUCAAAAAAGCAGGGAUGGAUGGAAGUAAUAAAGAAGUGCUAAUUGAUGAUGGAAUUGGUUGGCCCACAAGCAUAGCCAUUGACUUCUUGAGCUGGAGAAUUUUCUGGUCUGAUGACAAGUUUCACUCCAUUGGUUCAGCCUUUUUGGAUGGUAGCAAUAUGAAGAUUUUUCAGCUGGAUGAGAUACAUAGUCCCUUCUCAGUGAGUAUCUUUGAAGACUACGUCUAUUGGUCUGACAUGCAAACAAGGAUAGUACAGAAGAUAGACAAAAGGACAGCCAAAAAUAGAACAGUUCUCCUAAAGAGUCAUGGACAACCAUAUGGACUAAAGGUGAUGCAUGAAGUUCUGCAGCCAGCAGCCUCUAAUCCAUGUGUAGAAGUUGGAUGUUCGUAUUUGUGUCUCUUAAGCCCCAGCAAAAGAGGAAGCUGCCACUGCCCACUUGAAUUUGUGCUAUCAAGUGAUGGAAAGACCUGCAUUCCAUUAAAGGAGUCAGCAUUCAUGUUACUGGUUGCCCAGACAGAUGUUACCCAGGUCUACCUGAAAAAACUGCGUUCCACAGCUGGGCAGAUAGCUCUUCCUGAGCACAGCACUCUCCCCUUGACUAAUGUAACUCACCUGAUGGCUGUAGACUACUCUGUACGCAGUGCUGCUUUGUACUUCUCAGACUUAAAUGACGACUUCAUAAAAGUCCUGGCUAUUAAAGAUGCUGGAAGAGCCUCUUUGAAGAAGAUUCUGCCAGUUGAGGGCACUGUGAUAUCACUUGCACUUGAUUGGCUAAGUGCCAACAUCUAUUGGAUUGACAAUAAAUAUUCAGCUGUCCAAGUGGCAGCAUCAGAAGGCAAAUAUAGGCAUGUGGUACUUAGUGAUGGUCUGUACAACCCAACCACUGUGGUGGUGCAUCCCCCAACUGCAUCCAUGUGCAUUGUGGAUUUAGGCGGUGAACAUGGCAUACCCGAUCCCACGAUAGAAUGUGCUGCUAUGGAUGGGAGUAGGCGGAGAAUACUCUGGAAGAGAUCCCUGAUUCCUGUUGGUUUAACAAUAGUGGAUUCUGGCACUUGGCUCUAUUGGGCUGAUCAAGCAAAAGGUUCUGUGGAAAGCAUUCGUCUAGAUGGCUCUGGGCACAGACUCAUUCGGAGAGGAAUACAUGGCCUUACGCUCUUCACAAUAGGGGAUGGAAAGAUGUUCUGGACAACAGCAGCACGCAAUCAUGCAAUAAAGGUGUGGCAUAGUCAGCUGGACACAGUAGAAAACUGGUGGUUUCAAACAAAUCUGAAACUUGUGGAUAUAAAGAUCUACAGCAAACUAUACCAACAAGGUAGAAAUGGUUGUUCGGAAAAGCAUGGGGGAUGCAGUCAGAUCUGUUUACCAAAUCCACAAGGCCGAAGUUGCUGGUGCACCACGGGGUACAUUUUAGAACGCGAUACUGUGUGCAUCAAAGCCGUGAUAUGCUCAGAGCCUUUUCAAGCCUGCUCGGAUAACAGCAAAUGCAUUGUAAAAGAACAAGUCUGUGAUGGAAAUCUUGAUUGUCAUGAUGGAUCUGAUGAGUUGAAUUGUCACUACAUUGUCAAUAAACCCCAAGCAAUAACUCCAUCUCGGACAACACUGAUGCAAACAAAGCCAUUUUAUGAAAAGAAAACUCUGGCACCCAUCAAAAUCACCACAAAGAAACCUGUCACUAAAAAGAUGCACGUGCAACCACAGACAAAAUACAAGAGUACUACUGUUACUGUCUUUAAAAGUACAACUUCUACCACUACGCAGAUCCCUCCUCCAAGAAGAGGACAAAAACCUACACGCCCUGAAGUGGGGAAAUGGCAAAAUCCCUCUCUAGUGCAGGGGGUCAAACAAAGUGACUUAGGGUCGCAUGCUUGUAACACUGAGACCUGUAACAUGAGAGGAGACUGUACUGUGGAAAACCAUAGAAUAAAGUGCAAUUGCAUGCUGGGAUAUAGUGGUGACCAUUGCGAAAAAGAAGAACCGAAGUCUACAGCUGGUUCCAUUGUUUUGAGUAUCAUUACUGUCUUACUACUUGUUAUGGGAGCUGCAGGGAUCUUUAUCUACUUUAGGAGGCAAAGAUCACGUCUAAGAGCAUCAAGUACAGGGUCCGAUAAAACAUUGGCCAUCUACCAGAAGGAUAACCAACCAGAAGGAGACAGCUUUGUUGAAGAUGAAACGUGCAUCAAUGCAGCUUAUGACCCAGGCCAGGAAAUGUCAACUCCUCUGAAGACAAGCACAAGCACAGAUUUGUAAGAAAAAUGAACUAUGUUAACUAUAAACCUCAUGCUGUAUUCUCCAGCUGGAAACCAGGGAUGAUUAUGCAGAAUUACAGAAUGGGAAUUUCUCAAUGUCGUAUUUAUUAUAUUAACAGUCAGUCUUUUAAUGUUCAUUUUAAAUAGCAUUUUAAAAGCUAUUUAAGUAGCAUUUUAAAAGCCAGCUGAAAGUAGCAAACAUGGAGAGAUUCCGCUGAUAGCAUGAGUUAGAUUCCAGUUUUACAGUGGUGUGGAGACCCAGUGAAAUGAACUGCAAUCACUUCUAGAGGCCAAACGGGAUAGCUGGAUCCAGUACUCAACUAGCAGCAGUUAUGAAAUUGACAAGCUGUAUAGUACUAUGUUUAGAGUCAUAUACCAGCUUUGCAAAUGAAGAAUAAUAUAUGCUUGUAUGAAAAAGCAAAUACACAAUAAAAACUUUGGCUCAAACAA
Messenger RNA from Pantherophis guttatus, 7097 nucleotides. NCBI's taxonomy places the organism in Eukaryota, Metazoa, Chordata, Lepidosauria, Squamata, Colubridae. The record is from RefSeq and is a predicted model, not a curated record.